Molecule: messenger RNA, 7025 nt
Organism: Pseudo-nitzschia multistriata
Lineage: Eukaryota; Bacillariophyta; Bacillariophyceae; Bacillariales; Bacillariaceae
Source: the annotation of a GenBank genome assembly
AGUUUCAUGGAACAGGGUUUCGACCUCUUGGAAAGUCAUCAAUGAGGGCUUGUCUCCGACCGGAGGUGAUCCGUUGCAAGUCAAAUAAGCGACAGGAAUAUCGUUGUUUGUUGCUUCACUCUUGCCGAUACAGUCCGCCAUCCAGGCACCCCCACGCUUGUUUUCGGGACGAGAAUAAGGAUCCAAGAAGAAACUGGCAAUGUGCUUGUCUGUUUUGGAAUCGAAAAUUUUGAAAAAUCGAACGUCUUCGUUCCAAACUUCGGCUUCGCCAUCGGCUGCCUUGACAUCGACGUCAAAGAGACGAUUAAGCAAGCCAAACAUACCGUCCAAUACUGCGGGCAAAGCAAAGUAGGGUCUCAACUCUUCUUGGGUCAUGUCGAAUUUGGAUUCUUUCAGUCUCUCACUCCAGAAAGUUACAUCCCAAGGUUCCAACUUCUCAAGGUUUUCAGUGGAGUAUUCAUCUCCGCCUUUCUCCCUAGCCAAAGCAGUGACUUCCUCCAAUUCUUUUUUCGCGGCAGGAACAGCUUUGUCGGCCAUGAGAUUUGUUAGUUCAGUGACUUCGUCAACCGAUGAUGCCAUCUUCUUCGCGAGAGACAACUCAGCAUAAUUCGAAAACCCAAGCAAUUUUGCCAUUUCUUGCUUCAAGGUUAGGAUUUCGUAGAUCAAUGGAACGUUGUUCUUGCCAUCACUCUUCUCCGACGCUUUAGAAAUGUAAGCUUUGUAAACUUUUUCUCUGAUUCCACGAUCAGCAAGGUGUGACAUGGCAGGAAUGUAGCUAGGAAUGUCCAGCGUAAUCCUCCAUGGCCCCGAUUUUGUUGCGGCAUCGAGAUCGACCUCGGGAACAUCUUCCCCUUCCUUCGCUUCGGACUUGAUGAAUUGUGCGUGAGAAUUAGCCCACAACGCCUUCGCAGACUCAGGAACUCCCUCCAUAAUUGCGGGAUCUUCAACCGUAUAGCUGAAGGUCUUAGUAUCAUCCAAAACAUUGUUGGAAAAUUUGUUGGAAAGUUUUCCAAGCUGCAGCUUGAUUUCGUUAAAACGCUCCUUGUCGGCUCCCUCGAGUCCGACUCCACCCAACUUCAUCUCUAGGAGGGAGUUUUCGACGGCACGACGUUUUUGUUUCGACAAAAACGAGUCACAUUGGUCUCCGUCUUCGGCCCAUUGCUUUUCGAUGGCGGAGAGCGCAUCGUAUAAUGCCUUGCUUUGCGAAAAUUUGGUCAUAGAUUCGAUGACCUUGCCUUGGUUCGAUUCGUAUGCCUCUCGCAGUUCGUCUCCGUUCUUCACGCCAUUGAGAUGGCUGGCAAGUCCCCAUACAUAACCAAUUGGAUAUUGCAUGCGUUCGACUACAGGCAAAACCUCGUCGAAUUCAACUGCGCCAUCCUUCUUCGACAGAGUAUCUUCCAUUUCGACGAAAUCAUUUUCGAGCUUUUCCAACAACUCUUCCACGGCAGGAGUCAAGUGCUUGGGUUCGAUGGUUUCAAACUUCGGAAGACCGCUUUGUUCCAGCAUGGGGUUGGUCGCUACUGUUGACGACGCCAUUCUAAUUAAUGUACUGGAUGCAGCGGCAGCAACUUGGUUACGGUGCGAAAUAAUGUUGCGAGAAGUGAAAGCUAAAACUUGUCUACUACCUUGCGAGAUCAUCAAAAACGAUGCAAUGUUGGCACCAAAUUUCAUUUUUCGUGUGGUUGUGACUUAAACUAUCGGAGUUGUCGAUGAGGCUCUUCGAGGAUCCUUUUUGGUUGUGCUUUUUGGGUGUUUUGUUUUGUGACUUUUUCCCGAGUUCUCUUCUCUCGAGCUCUGCACCGUACCAAGUAGAUUCGGCUACCUGGUCCCGUACGUACCGUUCGUUGAAAGUGCUGUAGACGAUUCGUAGUGCAGUACCCAAAGUACGAGAACGAGUACGUACUUGUACGAUUACUACUAAGUGACGUGUAGCCUGAAUCAUCCAUGGAUCCUGAAUGAAUGAAUCAUUCUCAUCAUCCAACACAUUCCUGGUUAGUACCUUCCUACCUUCCAAGUUUAAGUAUGGUACGUUCAGGACGUACGUACCUGCCGUACAGACUAUAUGCCUAAUUGGUUGAAAGACCCAGCAGCAGCAACAGAAAUCCUACCAUACUUAGCCUGAAAGAAAUUCUCUCUGAUAAAUAGUACAGUAGAACAGCAAGAAUGAGCUCAUUUCCAUGAUUAGUGCAGUCAUGAGAAGGAACAAUGUCCCUGCUUCCUACUACUGGUAGUAGUAGUAGUAGUACUGCUGCAAUCAAUCCAAAAGAAGAAGAAGAGUGUCGAAUUUUAGUUGAUGUGUGAGUUCUGAUUUGUGUGGGUUGAAUGCUGUGUUGGUCGUCAUCACUACAAAGAAAGUGCAUCCAUGAUUCUUUUUCUGGGGGUGCUUUUGGGAUUGCCGAUAGCACAGACACACCAAGAAGGAAUAUUCUGCUUUUUAAGAUUUUAGAAUAACGGGAAGCGUCCAGUGUCUAGGAAGACUAUGCCACCCGUACCACGAACCAAUUUGAUUUUGUUGGUCGACCAGAGCCUAUUCUACUGAACGAUGCUCGCAUUGCUCCUACCUGGUGAUAUGGAAUGAAGUAAGCAAAUCCGAUCUCGGUCUGACGAAAAUCUCGUGCUACAGCAGUCAGUACAAUAAUAUCGUAUUAUUUAAUCGCACCUCGUAGAAUGCCUCCGGUGUCUCUGCGUGCGUGCGCGACGAGAGCCGGGACAGCAGAAGCAACGGCUCCUGCAUCCACGCAAACGGUGUGGUCCCGUCGCGUUGGCUCGCCUUGCCUUGCCUCGCCUCGGUGUGGUUGGCCGCCGACAGCUUUUUCUUUUCCCGUGCUCAGGAGAACGUGUUGGCGACGGCGUUUGCGGUCGAUGCCACCAUGAGGGGGACAAACACCCAGAGGAGGAGCCAGCACAGGGCACGGGAGAGCCGCCCGCCACCCCCCUCCGCGCCCGGCCUGCCGGUGACGACGAGGUACGUCCCGGCCGGAAUGAGGUAGGACAGGAGGAUGCUGAGGCUCGACCCCAGCAGGUCCCAGACGACGUCGAUCGAGGACACGACGCUCGCCAGGGUGGCGGCGGACCAGAAGAUGGCGACCGAGGUGCACAGCAGGACCGCGGCCGAGGCGGACGAGAGGUCGUGCGAAAGGCCGCCGUCGCUGGCGGCCGUGCUUUCGCUGGUCUCGCCGCCCGGUUCCGGGUCGGGGUCCUCCAGGAGGGGUUCCCGGAGUUCUUCGUCCACGGUCCCCCCCACGGCUUGUGGGAUCGAGCGCAGCCGCGGGAGGAUCAGCGAUCGCACCACGAUGUCGCGGCCCGGGAUGACGAGCAUCGGGAACGCCAGGGUAAUGGUGACGGCCAGGCACAUGCGGCCCACCAUGAGGAGCGGGUCGUUUUCGUCGAAAUCCAGGAGAAUGUCUGUUGCAUCGGGGGUUCGAGGUGCGUUACAGAACAAAACGAGAAAGCGGGGGAGAGUGAGUGUGUGUGUGUGUGUGAGAGAGAGAGAGAGAGUGAGUGUGUGAGUGGAUGGAUCGGAGCCUCCAAGGCGUGCGGGCGCGAUUGCAACAAGGCGGGCAAACCCAUGCAAGGCUCCGGGUUGGUCCAGCGGAGAGGUUGAUUCAUCUCGUGCGACACCAUGCUUUGCGACACCAUGCUUUGCGACACCAUGCUUUGCGAUUCCAUGCUUUGCCGUGCGACGCGCUGAAAUGCGUUCCCCUGCGACGCCCGCUACUUACUUCCCGAAAUGGUGCCCGUGGGCGUGCACGGGGCAUAGGCCGAUCCCGCAAAGCCCAUGACCAUGUACAGGGCCACCGCGAACCAGGUCGUCGAUCGGAGCCACCAGCCGACGCGGGCCGGGGACGGAUCCUCCAGCUCGUUGUGGACGGGCAGUAUGUUGUAGUGGCAGACGAAACAGGAGAUGAAGAGCGGGAGGGCGUCCAGGAGGUCCCGCCAGGACUCGGGGAAGAGCGCGAGGUUUGCGUACCACGGGUCGCCCCCGCUGGUGCCGCAGUUGCACUGGACGCUGCGAAAGACGACGCAGCUUCCCAGGAUCAGCAGCGAGAGCAUGGACGCCAGGCCGCAGUCCUUGAGUGCCGUCAGCCGGCGGAGCGUGCAAAAGGGCGUCACCAGCAGGACGAUCGCGAACAUGGUCAGGUUGCGCCCCAGCCAACCCCCCGACAGCCCCAGCCGCGGGGCAAUGGCGUGGUUCAGGGGCUCCAUCAUGUCCCGGAGGAGGACGGCGUACCCCACGGUCCCGAAGAAGCACAUGAGGACCACCAGGCCCAUCGAGAAGACAUAGGCCCUGGUUCCAAAGGCCUCGCUGGUGAUCGACUCGAAGGUAUCCCGCCCGGGCCUCGUGGGGUGGGGCCUGCCCUUGUGCACGGCGGUCGCCACCAGCGUCUUGAAGCAAAACUCCGUGACGACCCCGGUCAGGAGCAGCAUCAGCGGGCCCACCAGAAGGUUGCCCGAUUGCUGAAAGGCCAUGGGCAGCGAGAGGCACCCUCCCCCCACCAUCGUCGACAGUAUGUUGAAGCGGGCCGAGGAGAUCGUUCCGAUGCGAACGUCGUCGCUCUCGCCGCUGACCGGCUCGGGGGGAUCCGCGGUGGGGGCGUCGGCCUCCUCGUGCGAGGCGGCGUGAACGGCACCCCCUCCGUUCGGAAUUACGGCAUCGCCUCCUUCUGCGGCAUCGUUGUGGACGGCCGGGGCUUCCGUCAUGGUUCUGUUGUGUUUUGGUGUGUCUUGCGGUUUCUUGGGGUAUUGUUUGCUGGUUGGUUCGUUUGUUGGUUCGCUCGUUCGUUGGUUCCUUCGUUUGCUCCCUGGCUGAGAAGCUUUGUCUUCGUGAGAAUUUUGAUUUGACACUCGAGUGUUUUUCCUAUUUCGGUUGAUUGAUUUUCAUCGGUAUUUUUUUCAAUAAUUUGCGCGUUGGGUGGGUUGAUUGAAUUUGGAACGCAUCGGUGAGAAAAAAGAAUCGAAGCGAGGGCGGCCCCCCAUUGGUUCUCUUCUCUCUUCGUACCGGUACCGGCCGGUACGUACUCUAACACGAGUACGAGUACAAGUACAUACGUGUAGUACGAGUACUGCUGCCGCUGCUGGCUGGGAAAUGGAAGGUGAAUGAAAUGACCCCGACUAACUACGAGCACGAGUGCGUACGAUUGAAAGUACUCGAAUCCCGUUCAGCAAUCUACGGGUUCGAACAGUUCCGCGAGCGAGUCACAAAUUCCGAGCGUAGAGAAUAAAUCAAUCAAACGUUCGCACAGUGACGUUCGGUACGGUAAAGCACUCUCCCGGUACUGCACCUUACGAUGCCUACCGUACCUCGUCGUACCUGUACCUUACGACAAUAACGUAGUCUCUUACGGCAGACAUCACUAGAUUGAGUCGACUGGGUCGAAUUGAACGUUGAGACACGCCGAUCGUCACAGGAGAAUCUUUUCUAUUCUUUUUUACAGCAUCUAACGGUACUACUCGUGCGUCAGCUAGUACCAAGUACCUGAGUUGCGUAUCUUACCUACCGUGAGGCAGACGGCAGGGCACCUAGGAGCGAACGUCUCAAAAAGCAUUCUUUUUUGGUACUACCCGUACGUAUGUACCGGUAUGGCUUGUGCGAAUACUGUCUUCGAAGGUUUUGAUAGAUUUUUACUACAUUGCUUAUUGCUUAUUUACUUCUUGUAGCAGUCCAGUACUGUACGGUAGUACAGUAUUCAUCUCAGUAAAUGCUAAUAGUAGUAGUACUAUUUCCUUUAGGUGUUUCCCAUCGGACUCGUCCCUCUUUGACAACCCAUUCGUACGAACUGGCGCUGUUGCACCGGUCCAUUCACCGCUCCUAGGAUUCUCGAAUAAAGACAAAGAAAUUCUCGUCGACGUCGCGGGUGAUUCGCAGCGUGUCGUCGACGUAAAAGGUCGUCAUGGGAAUCACCGGGGUGGUCCCCUGCACCGUGUUGUAAAAGUCGCCCACCGGGAGCUCCAUCUGCAGGUUGUCCACGAACUGGUCAAACAGCGGGAUGUUGGAUCCCUUCACCCUGGUGUUUUGGAUCCGCAGCUCCCACCGCUUGUCCGAAACGACGUCCAGAGAUGCGGUGGACACCACCGUGCCCUGUAUCGAGAAGGGAAGCCCUGGCAGCAUGCCGACCUCCAGGUCGACUGCCCCGUAGACAAGCAAGGACGAAUGAGAUUGUGUGGCGCAAAAGAGAAAACCGGUGUGAGCAGGAUUCCGUACGUGGUCGGAGCGCCAAAACACAGAGGCAGACGGACGAUAUUCGAACCCCGCGGUGAUUCCGGGAGGGAACGAGAGCCUGUCAUUGACUAGUGGCGAGUUUCACAAUGCGGGGCGGUUUUGAGUGUUGGGACCAUCCGGGCCCACCGGACUCGGCUCCUGCACCCGUCGGUAGAAUCCUCGCUGCACCCUCAACUACAACCCAAUGCAAAAAGACUCCAUCCACACCACAAACGACACACACGCACCUUCGCUCGUCAGCGUUUCGGACGUGAUGCUCUGUCGGACCCGGCCCACCCGCGAUCCCGACGUGGCCUGCGCGUGGAGGGCAAAGCCGUUCUCGGCAACGUCCUUGUUCUCCUCUCCCACGGCGACCCGGAUGGCCUGAAAAAAAGGGCUCGACCGAAAGAGCUGCGUGCUCGAGUAGCCCAGGUCCCAUUCCCCGCCGCAAUUGGCCGCCGGGUCCUUGGUGGGGUUCAGGGCCUCCAGCUGGGCCACAAGAUCGAUCACGAUGUCCUUUUCUUCCCGGGAGCAGUAGGCCCCCCGGUCCGUGACGCUCGCCAGGAGCAGGAGUUCCUGCUUGAGGGCGGCGCGGAUGGCCACGUCCUCCUCCCGCUCGUCCACCGCGACCUGCUUGAACUCGGAGGGGAGAUCGCUCGAGUCGUAGUCCGAGGGCGAGCCGUCGUCCGCGUAGUCGUACCGAACGACGGGAGACCGGGGGGGCACCGAGCGGCAGCGGGCAACGAGCGACGGAGCGAGCGUGAACCCCGUUGCCGAGGUUCCCGCCAGUAGCAGCAGCAGGCAGGCGCGGGGCACGAACGGACGC